AUGAGGACGGGAACUUCUCUGCUUGUGGCCUCAGGUCUACUGAACUUCGUCUUUGCUGCUCCAGCACCAGUCCCAAACAAAGUCAAGCCUCGUCAAGAGUCUGCCGUACAAUUCUUGGACAAUACGAACAAUCCCACUGCUACCCCCUUCGGACCCCCAGGUGCUUCUGGCCAACUCAGAGGUGGCUCUGAACUCCUCGGUGUCAAUCCUACCAAUGUUAUCAGCUCGUACGAUCCUGCUGUUGUACCGUCAAGUGCUUUCAGUGUAGGACCUCUGCAGACUGCGGAUGCGGAUACAGGAUUUUACCUUGAUCUGAGUAAGAUCGAGAACCCACAGCCUAUCCGUGGUGAAGGAGGAAAAUCACCUACAGAUCCUGGACCGAGAAAUGAGUUGUUGGAGAAGCAGAACCCGGACUUGUAUAUCCCUCCUGGUACCGACGCUGGCGAUGUUUCGAACGCUAAGUGGCCUUUGGGCCUUUCCCACAACAGACAUGGAAAGAACGGUGCAGGAUGGGCAAGACAGCAGAAUGUUGACCUUUUGCCUGUCGCUAAGAACAUGGCUGGUGUUGACAUGCACCUCGAGCCUUAUGCAUACAGGGAGCUGCACUGGCACCAAGCCAACGAAUGGUCCUACAUCAUGAACGGCUCAGUCCGCAUCAACGCCGUCAACGAAGCUGGUGAAACCUUCACCGACGACCUAUCUGCAGGCGACGUCUGGUUCUUCCCCGCCGGCAUCCCUCACAGCAUCCAAGCCGGCCCCACCGGCGUCGAAUUCCUCCUGGUCUUCGACGAAGGCAGUUUCAGUGAGGACAACACGUUCCUACUCUCCGAACUCUUCGCUCGCAACCCCAAGUCCGUGUUAGCCAAAGACCUUCGCAUCGACAUCUCAGCUCUGGACCACAUCCCUCAAGACCAACUAUACAUCUUCAACGGCUCAGCAUACCCAGCCAAUGUUUCUGACCCUCUCAACAAUAUCACAGGUCCCGCAGGCAACAUCCAAAACUCCAUGGGCUACUCUUACCACUUUUCCGAACAGGCACCCUAUCAAGUCCCCGGCGGCAGCGUCAAGAUCCUCGACACUUUGACCUUUCCAGCAGCCUUUGACUUUGCCGUCGGCCUCUUCACCAUCAAGCCAGGCGCCAUGCGCGAGUUGCACUGGCACACCACCAGCGACGAGUGGGACUUUAUCCUCAGCGGUCAAGGACGCCUUACUCUCUUCCAAGCUCCCCAAGCCUCCCGCACCUUUGACUUCCAAGCUGGCGACGUGGGAUAUGUGCCAGUGGUCACUGCGCAUUAUCUUGAGAACACUGGCACUGAGGAUUUGGUGUAUUUGGAGGUUCUGCAGGCGCCGAUUUACAAUGAUGUUAGUGUUGCGCAGUGGCUUGGAUUGACGCCUAAGCAGGUUGUUAAGGAACAUCUUGGGUUCAGUGAUGAUACCCUGAAUCGUCUUCCUAAGAUUAAGCCGUUUAUUCUGCCUGGAGAUACGGAUUUGGGACAGACUAACUUUACUUCUGAAGUUGAGUAG
This is a messenger RNA of Aureobasidium namibiae CBS 147.97, 1524 nucleotides long. Its product is annotated as oxalate decarboxylase, secreted. Gene Ontology annotation, biological process: oxalate metabolic process. The record is from RefSeq and is a predicted model, not a curated record. Bases 1 to 1524 code for a protein of 507 amino acids. NCBI's taxonomy places the organism in Eukaryota, Fungi, Ascomycota, Dothideomycetes, Dothideales, Saccotheciaceae. The transcript has 3 exons.